AUGCCAAAGAAAGCAAAGCCUGCAGGGACUGGGAAGGAAGAGAGGCCUGUUCCCCGUAAGCAGGCGAAGGUGGAGGCAGCUGGUGGGCCUUCUACUUUGAACUUUGACAGCCCCGGUGGUCUCUUUGAAAGUUUAAUCUCACCCAUCAAGACAGAGACUUUUUUCAAGGAAUUCUGGGAGCAGAAGCCCCUUCUGAUUCAGAGAGAUGACCCUGCACUGGCCACGUAUUACCGGUCUCUGUUCAGGUUGACGGAUCUGAAGAGUCUGUGCAGCCGGGGUGUGUACUAUGGAAGAGACGUAAAUGUCUGCCGGUGCGUCAGUGGGAAGAAGAAGGUUUUAAAUAAAGAUGGCAAAGCGCACUUUCUUCAGCUGAGAAAAGAUUUUGAUCAGAAAAGGGCAACAAUUCAGUUUCACCAACCUCAAAGAUUUAAGGAUGAACUGUGGAGGAUCCAGGAGAAGCUGGAAUGUUACUUUGGCUCCUUGGUUGGCUCAAAUGUGUACAUAACCCCUGCAGGGUCUCAAGGCCUACCCCCCCACUAUGACGAUGUUGAGGUUUUCAUCCUGCAGCUGGAGGGAGAGAAACACUGGCGCCUCUACCACCCCACUGUGCCACUGGCACGAGAGUACAGCCUGGAGACUGAGGACAGGAUUGGGAAGCCGACACAUGAGUUCAUGUUGAAGCCAGGUGAUCUGCUUUACUUUCCCAGAGGGACCAUUCAUCAAGCGGACACUCCUCCAGGGCUGGCCCACUCCACUCACGUGACCAUCAGCACCUACCAGAACAGUUCAUGGGGAGAUUUCCUUUUGGAUACCAUUUCUGGGCUUGUGUUUGAUACUGCAAAGGAAGACAUGGAGUUACGGGCUGGCUUACCCCGGCAGCUGCUCCUGCAGGUGGAAACCACAACUGUUACAACAAGAUUAAGUGGCUUUCUGAGGAUGCUUGCAGACCGGCUGGAGGGCACCAAAGAACUGCUUUCAUCAGACAUGAAGAAGGAUUUUGUUAUGAAUAGACUACCACCUUACCAUGUAGGGGAUGGGCCAGAGCUUUCAACACCAGGUGGAAUGUUACCACGGUUGGACAGCACAGUGAGAUUUCAGUUUAAAGAGCACAUCAUCCUCACAGUAGGGCUAGCUCAGGAUCGGUCUGAUGAAACUCAAGAAAAAAUGGUUUAUGUCUAUCAUUCCUUAAGGAAUAGGAGAGAGACACACAUGAUGGGAAAUGAGGAAACAGAGGUUUGUUCCAGCCUAAGGCAAAUGUCUUUCAUAUGAUUUGGGUGGUGGUGGGAUUGUUUUCUUUGAUUCAUGGACAAUGUGCUUUUUUAUGACUGCAGUGUGGGCUUAAUUUUCACAGUCGACUAAGUCCUUGCAUGGGGGUGAUUAAGUGAGAUGGUUCUGUGAUAUGCAUACACAUAAACGCGAGUUUUAAAAGAUACUAGCUGGGACAUGUAG
Molecule: messenger RNA, 1449 nt
Organism: Trichechus manatus latirostris (Florida manatee)
Lineage: Eukaryota; Metazoa; Chordata; Mammalia; Sirenia; Trichechidae
Gene: RIOX2
Product: ribosomal oxygenase 2
Exons: 8
Coding region: 1-1269 (422 amino acids)
Cellular component (GO): nucleolus
Molecular function (GO): histone H3K36 demethylase activity; histone H3K4 demethylase activity
Source: RefSeq, a predicted model, not a curated record